Sesamum indicum (sesame) is the source of this 2058-nucleotide messenger RNA. Its product is annotated as alpha/beta-Hydrolases superfamily protein. The record is from RefSeq and is a predicted model, not a curated record. Lineage: Eukaryota; Viridiplantae; Streptophyta; Magnoliopsida; Lamiales; Pedaliaceae. Gene Ontology annotation, molecular function: hydrolase activity.
GAAAAAACAAGAAAACAGAAACAGCGCAAGGCUGCAUCAUGUCACUCUCUCUCUAUUUUGAUGAUGAUGAUGAUGAUGAUCCGAUUUCAUUUUAUUUAUAUUAAUUUUUCCUUUACCUGAUUUCAAUACUUAUCACCAAUUCAUACAUACAUUACUAGUAGAUUUCCCACCUCUCUCUGUCUCUCUCUCUCUCUCUCUCUCUCCAAAUUAUUUGGAUUUUUGGUUCCAGUUUUUCCCAAACUAAAAACAAAGCCCUAAUUUUUCGAUGUGAAAUCCGAGCAUUUAACACCACCGGGUUUGAAUUUGGUCGCGAUUGAAUGUCCCGUUUAUAUUAAUCGGUCGAAUGUGCGGUUGAGAAGAAGAAGUUUAGGAAUUGUGUGUGUGUGUGUGUGUACACAUAAUUUAUGCACACCAUAGUUUUACAUUUUGCGGGGAAAUGCCAAGCAUUGGGGUGAAGUUAUACAGCGUCUUUUUCAAGUUUAUGCUAAAGCAUCGGCUGCAAAGUCGACUACAGGGGUCCGAAAAUGACGCCGUCGGCGGAGGAGGUACAUUUGGUGUCACGUCGCGGCCGGAGGAAGAGACAGCUGCGGCUGCCAAUCCGUCCUUCACCGACGGCGUCGCCACCAAAGAUAUACAUGUUGAUCCUUUAACAUCUCUCGCAAUUCGUAUUUUUCUUCCUGAUACUUGCCUUAAUUCCCCGGACACCUUAAACAAAUCCCGGGCCAGGAUGUUGGAUCCUCGAUCUGAUAAAAAUAAAGUCUUAAAUCGUCGCAGCAGCUAUGGAUCAUCGAAUAAUGGGGCCGUCUCCAGCAGCAAUGGCGCUGUAGUUGUUAAGCGUGUUCAGUCUAUUGAUAAUAGCAAUAGACGAAAGAGUUAUGGAGGUAGCGCUGAUGAUUCAAAUCUGAAAUCGGAAAACGGAAGUUACAAAGGGUAUAAUCCGGCUGGGAAUAACUGUCGCAGAUUGCCGGUGAUGUUGCAGUUUCAUGGUGGCGGAUUUGUUAGUGGGAGCAAUGAUUCAGUGGCAAAUGAUUUUUUCUGUAGGCGGAUCGCGAAAUUCUGCGAUGUGAUUGUAUUGGCAGUGGGGUAUAGAUUGGCACCGGAGAAUAAGUACCCGGCAGCAUUCGAUGAUGGGUUGAAGGUGCUUCAUUGGCUAGCAAAGCAGGCAAAUCUGGCUGAAUGUAGCAAGUCGUUGGGUAUGGGUGGAGGGGCAGAUUCGAGGAGGUCCGAGAGUAGUUGGCAUGUUGCAGAUGCUUUUGGUGCUUCAAUGGUGGAGCCUUGGUUGGCUGCUCAUGGGGAUCCAUCAAGGUGUGUACUUCUUGGGGUGAGUUGUGGAGGAAAUAUUGCUGAUUAUGUGACAAGGAAAGCCGUGGAGGCUGGUAACCUUUUGGACCCAGUAAAGGUGGUUGCCCAGGUUCUAAUGUAUCCAUUUUUCAAUGGAAGUGGACCAAAACAAGCAGAAGAAAAGCUGUUUAACUCCUACUUCUACGACAAGGCUAUGUGUGAAUUGGCAUGGAAAGUUUUCUUACCUGAGGAGGAGUUCAACCUAGAUCACCCUGCUGCCAACCCACUUGUUCCCAACCGAGCAGGACCUCCUUUAAAGCAGAUGCCUCCUACACUGACGGUCGUUGCUGAACAUGACUGGAUGAGAGAUAGGGCAAUUGCUUACUCAGAGGAGCUCCGGAAGGUAAAGGUUGAUGCCCCCGUUCUCGAGUACAAGGAUGCAGUUCAUGAAUUUGCAACUCUAGACAUGCUUCUUAAGACCCCUCAAGCCCAGGCCUGUGCUGAGGAUAUCGCCAUCUGGGUGAAGAAAUAUAUCUCACUUAGAGGUUAUGAGUUCUCUUAUUGACUUGGUUGUAACAUCCAUACAAAUGCCACUAGCCUGUAUUUGCCAAUCAUCAUCGUCUCUUAUUGGGUUUUGUCAUCUGUGAUGUGUAUGGCCAGAAAGAAAAAUAGGAGUUAUUUUCUUCCCUUUUCCUCCUUGUGUAAGAUAGCCAUUUUUACUGAGAGUAGGAGCAUAAUUGAGUUUGAUUGUAGCCUAUUCAAGUUUGGGAAGUCAGA